AUGGCCGAUGCCGAUAAUCGGGUUAUUCUAAAUGUAGGUGGUAUUCGUCAUGAAACAUACAAAGCAACCUUAAAGAAAAUACCUGCUACACGUCUUUCCCGUCUUACUGAAGCUCUAUCAAAUUAUGAUUCUGUCCUUAAUGAAUUUUAUUUCGAUCGACAUCCAGGUGUAUUUGCCCAAAUAUUAAACUAUUAUCGUACUGGCAAAUUACACUAUCCUACUGAUGUUUGUGGUCCAUUAUUUGAAACUGAACUUGAAUAUUGGGGCCUUGAUGCUAAUCAAGUCGAACCUUGCUGUUGGAUGACAUAUACAACCCAUCGUGAUACACAAGAUGUCCUUGUCGGUCUUGAUCGCUUAGACCUUGACGAUGAACCAAUCACAGAAGAAGAAAUUCCUCAUAAAUUUGGAUGGGAUUACGAUCCAACAAUUCGCCAUAAAAAUAUGAGCGUACAAGAGUAUAUGAAAACAUUAACAUGGUUUAAACGUGUACAACCACGUAUAUGGCAAUUAUUUGAAGAACCUUAUUCUAGUAGUGUAGCUAAAGCUAUUCAAGUUGUUUCAAUUUUUUUUAUACUCGUUUCAAUUAUAUCCUUUUGUUUAAAAACUCAUCCAACAAUGCGCGUCCCAACAAUAGCCUUAAUUGAGAAUAAUUUUACAAAUAUAACACCAACUUACACAUUAUAUAAAGAACGAACAGAAGCUCAUGAAGCAUUUCAAUAUAUUGAGAUAGCUUGCAAUGUUUGGUUUACGUUUGAGAUAAUUACACGUUUUAUAGUAUCACCAAAGAAAUUUGCAUUCACUCGAUCGCCUGUGAAUAUUAUUGACUUUCUUGCAACAUUAUCAUUUUAUUUAGAUAUACUAUUUAAUAAAGUAUUACCACCAUCAUUAACAAAUACAGAUUUAUUUGAAUUUUUUUCUAUAACACGUAUAUUUCGUUUAUUUAAAUUAACACGUCAUUAUGGUGGAUUAAAAAUUCUUAUACAUACAUUUACAGCAUCAAUGCGCGAAUUAAUGUUACUCAUAUUUUUCCUUGUCUUAUUCAUUGUCAUAUUUGCUUCACUGAUUUAUUAUGCUGAAAGGUUACAAAAGAAUCCCGAUAAUGAUUUUACAUCCAUACCAAUAGGACUUUGGUGGUCUAUUGUAACAAUGACAACAGUUGGCUAUGGUGAUAUGGUACCAAAGACAUAUGUCGGAAUGAUGGUUGGUGGAUUAUGUGCAUUAACAGGUGUAUUAACCAUUGCAUUGCCAGUACCUGUUAUUGUUGCUAACUUUGCUAUGUAUUAUUCACAUACACAAGCACGCUCAAAACUACCAAAGAAACGUCGAAGAGUUAUGGCUGUUGAGCCGGUCCGACCAGCAAGAGGCGGACCUGGUCAUGGUGGCGGUGGCGGUGGAGGUGGUGGCGGAGGUGGAGGUGGAGGUGUAGGAGGAAGACCAGGAGAUCAUGGUGGCGGCGGCGGUGGUGGUGCUUCUAGAGCUAUGAAUAAAUUUGGUAUGGACAUGAACAAGGCAGAUGGACCAAUGAAUACGCAAGGCGCACCAUCUGGUGGUGGACCACGAAAAAACGUUAUUAAACAACCUAGUGGCGGCAUGGCUGCUAAAUUUGGUAUGACAGAAAAUAAUAUUAUUCACAACCGUAUAGAGGAAAUAGAAAUGAAACUUGAAAGUGUUAACGCAUCACCAAUAAAUAAUAGUACAAGUACAAUCGAUACACCAGGUGAUAGUCCAAAAUUGGAGCAACAUUCAUCAUCUCGUGCACAAUCCUCACGUACGAUACUUACUGAAAUCGCUAGUUGA
Rotaria socialis is the source of this 1797-nucleotide messenger RNA. The record is from the annotation of a GenBank genome assembly. NCBI's taxonomy places the organism in Eukaryota, Metazoa, Rotifera, Eurotatoria, Philodinida, Philodinidae.